CUCCCACUAGUGCCCGAAAUGUUUGGCCAAUUAAAGGCAAAACCCCUUCUGUUGUGGCUACCUGGGAUGCCCUUGCAGAAAGUGAAGGAAGAGUGAAAGAAUACAUUCUCUCAUACGCCCCGGCACUCAAACCCUUCGGUGCAAAGUCCAUUUCUUACCCGGGAGGCACUACAUCUGCUACAGUGGAGGGUCUGCAGCCUGGGGAGCGCUAUGUUUUCAAAAUUCGUGCCGCAAACAGGAGAGGCCAAGGCCCUCAGUCGAAAGCCUUCAGUGUCGCCUUGCCAGCGACCAAUACAGAUCAUCGGAAGAUAAAUCAACAAACAAAUACUGAAGAAGAUUUGGAACCUAAAAUGUCUGUGAAAAUUAUGCCUUCUUCCCCUUUCAUAACUUCUUCUGCCUUGUCUCAAAAUAUUUCACCAUCCUCUUCUUCUAAGCAUUUUUCUAGUCAUCCAGUUAGUUCUCCUGAUGAAAUAGAUUCAAAAAAUCCAGUUUCUGAUCUCAAGAAUAAAGUCCUAGCUGGUAAUAGAAUAUUUCCCAAAACUUCUUUAUCUUCAAAAAAAGAAGCAGAGCUGAAAAUGGCUUCUCAUUCUACAGAAGACAUGGUUGAUUCUCUCAAAGAGACAUCAACAAUGCAACCCAAAGUUCAGAAUGUUAAAGGAAGUGUUAAGUCCUAUUCUGUUAUUAAAUCUGCACACACUUUCACAUCCUCAGGUAAAGCGCCUCUUAGGACACGAACUCCAGUAAGGGUAGGGCAAACAAAUACUGAUACUGAUAAGCAUAAAUCAUUACCAUCCUCUUCCUCACUAUCUUCCCUUCCCAAAUAUGCAGAGGAUGAAACAAAGAAUCUAAGACAGGACAGACCUAACCUUUCUCCUGUUCCCAAAGCUACUUUAGAUAAUUUGCCUGUUGAUAAUGAAAGUAACAAUCAAGUAGACAAUCUGGAGGACAAGCCAACAAUGUUUCCUAGAACUUCAGAAGAGAGUCAUUCAGUUUUACUUUCAAAUAAGCAACUGUCUGCAUCUCAGAAGACAACUCAUAGUAGAUCCACCAAAUUACGUGUCCCUUCUAUAUCAAUUAAAUCUCCUUUACCAACUGCAGCUAUAAACUCUCAGAAUCAUUCACAUCACCUCCCUUACAAACUAAUUACACCUGAUACCACUGAUACUCUUGAUAGUGAUAAGGGCAGAGGAACAGAAAAAAGAGAGCAGAAACUAAGUUCCAGGGCUGCUUCUCUUCAAGGAGGUUCAUCUCCAUCUGUGCAAAUAAAGCCUCUCACAUAUUCUAAUCGCCAUGCAUUGAGAGAUCCAAGAAUAACUACCUCUGCUGUUUCUGCUGCUGCUACCCAUACUUUACCUCAUUCACAUGUUUUAUCUUCUAAUAAAGAGAAGUCCAAGGGAAGAGAUAAUUCUGAUGAUAGUGAAAAUGAAAAGAGUGAAAGAGAAGGUGAUGAAGAGGACAAACAAGGCUCAUCCUCUUCUAGACCAAAUUUUAGGCCCUCUUCAGGCGUGGCGAUGUCAGAACGCUUUGAUUUGUUAAAGUAUAGAUCAGUUAUUACUUCAAACAGAUUUGCAAACAGAGUGACCAAUAAUCAUGAUGCAAGAAAGCAACCAUCUAAAGAUCCUUCCACUACACAGCCUUCCAAAGUUCAUCCUCAAUUUAGUUCCCAUUUAGCAUCCGCCAGUACUAGUCUUAGAUCUAAUUUCAAUAUUGAUAAAAAACAGGAGGGUAAAAAUGAAAAUCCUCUACCAUCUACUCCUCCCCAUAGUUAUUCACCACCAUUUCCUAAGCAGCCUUCUUCAGUAGAUGAUUUCAAAAGGAGGAGCCCUAUGGCUGAAACUAAGAGUCACCACAGAGUUACACCCACUAACAAACCUAAUCUCGCAAAUACACAAGAAAAGAACCAUAAUAAAGAAAGAGAAACCACUGAUACAGAUUCCUCAAGAAUAUCUGCAGAAAAAUCACUUCCUCUACAUUCUUCUGCUUCCUGGUCUCAACUUCAUGAUCUCAAAAUUAAGACUACAUCUCCUAGGACAAAGCAAACAUCAUCUUUGUCAAAGAAAUCAAAUACUGCUUUAUCCCGCAAAAUUGUAAAGCCAGAAUCCAGCCGUUUCUCAAAAGCAUUGACUGAUAGGGCACAACUUCGACCCUCCUUAAACUCGAGAAAUGAUCUGAUCUCCCUACCAAAGAAUGACAAAGAAGUCAUUGAUAAUGAUAGUUCAGAAAACAAAGAAACAAAUGAUAAAGAGGAACAGAGAGGGUCUCCUUCAGCACCUGCUAAAGAAGUUCCCAUAACUAGAAGAAUAUCUACAUCUUUGUCUCAGGGAAGAACCAGCUCUCUUUCAAAGCAUUCUGAUUCUCAGUUUGAUAAAACUGAUGAAAGAUCUCCAACUCAGCUGUUACCAGGAAAACAAGCUGGGUCAAAGGUUAUUACUUCUACUGAAGUUACCUCUGAUAUGUAUAAAUUGCCUUCAUCUUCCCACAAAUCUAAAUAUGUACAACCAAUAUCUACCUCUCCAAAAGACACAAUCAAAGACUAUCAAUACAGCAGAGAAACUUCUCUGAAGCAAACUCACCAUUCAGUGCCCCAUUAUCCAUCUGCUUCCAGAAUUCCCAGUAGGAUAGCAUCCCAAAUAAACAAAAAGCAUGAACUUUUCCAACCAGCCCCUACAAAGGUUGAACUAUCUCCAAAACUGCCUUCCUCUAAAAUACAUCAGUCAGUUUCAAAUAGUGAUGAUGAUUAUGAAGAUUACGACCAAUCAGAUGUAGAGAAAGAUCGUACUUUGUCUUCAGCAGCCAAGACUUCCCAAAUUCCUAACAAACUGAAAUCCUUGCCUAAACUAAACUUGGCUUCACCACACACCUCUGAAUCUGCUUCUGUAUCUUCUCAUAGUCACUUGACUACUGUUUCUCCAACAUAUUCCUCAACUUCUCCCUCAGUGUAUCCUAUUCAACGAAUACAGAAUUCAAGAUUAUUAAAUCCUUCUCAACGACAGCAACUUCGAUUUCCUCAUAGACAAGGUAAUGGUGGCAGACCCAAUCUGACAACAAAAUCAGAUCCAAAUAAUAAAAUAGCUUCCAAUAAAAAUGGAAAACGACAUGGACAAAAAAUAAUAAAUGGUCCACAAGGAAUAAAGUGGAUUGUAGAUCUCAACCGAGGGCUGGUCCUGAAUGCUGAAGGCAGAUAUCUCCAAGAUUCCCAAGGAAAGCCUCUCAGAAUAAAAUUAGGUGGAGAUGGCCGCACUAUCGUUGAUUCUAAAGGAGCUCCAGUAGUAAGUCCAGAUGGUUUACCUUUGUUUGGACAUGGAAGAUUUAGCAAGCCUGUAGCAAAUGCACAGGAUAAACCAAUAAUAAGUCUUGGAGGUAAGCCAUUGAUAGGCCUUGAAAUGGUUAAAAAAACAACCACUCCUUCUACAACAACAACAACAACUACAACUACUACAACUACUCCUGAACCUACAACUACUCCUGAACCUACAACUACUGAGCCACCAACAGAGAAACCAUUGGCUACCUGUCCUCCAGGCACCUACACAGAGAAUGAUGAAGAAGGGAAUCUUGUAUUAGGCCUGGAUGGUCUACCUGAAUGCCAUUCUGAAGAUACAUUCUCAGGGCUUGAUGCAGAUAUAACGGGAACUACAGAAUCAUAUGUGGUUUAUGAUGAAGAUUAUGAAUUUUUUGAAACUACUUUGCCUCCAUCUACCACAACCACUACUACCACCGCCGCCACCACCACCACCACCACCACCGCUACCACCACCACGACUGAAGCACUGCCUGAAAUCGCCUUUCCAGAGUUCAGUGUCACAGGCACAGAUCCUUUAUCAGAAUAUGAUUCUGCUGGAAAGAAACGAUUUACUG
This is a messenger RNA of Python bivittatus (Burmese python), 3858 nucleotides long. NCBI's taxonomy places the organism in Eukaryota, Metazoa, Chordata, Lepidosauria, Squamata, Pythonidae. The record is from RefSeq and is a predicted model, not a curated record.